UUGAUAUGAGGGGCAGUAAGCCCCUCUACGUCGUUCUCCGCCAUGUAUCGCACGGUGGGUCACGCUCGACGUCGACAUUGACACAGGAAGGAUGAUUCCGCCGUGACAGGCUGUCCAUGAGUGCGAACUGUCCGUAUCAAACCCAACGUCGCGGAGUACGGGUCCAUCUCACUUCAAACGUUCGUUGGGCGGCGAUAUGUCGAGGGCCCUGGGUUGUGUGUCGUGGAGAAGUUCGGGAGCCAGUUAUCGCUAUGUGUGUGCGGCGUUGCGAAAUACAGGCUUGCAAGUGUCGCCCCGCCCUCGGUGUUGACCGAAAGUCAACGAAUAUCACGCAUAAACCCCACCGGCAACCUCCCGCCCGUCCGCCAUUCACCGCUCGCAAGUCAGGACGAAUUCAUCAACAGCUUCUUUAGAUGUAUGCGACCCACACGCGCCUGAAGGACGAAUGUACUCAGUAGGCCGUCCGUCAGUCAAGGUUUCGCGUACGUCGUAUGUU
Fomitopsis serialis is the source of this 496-nucleotide messenger RNA. RefSeq lists its product as uncharacterized. NCBI's taxonomy places the organism in Eukaryota, Fungi, Basidiomycota, Agaricomycetes, Polyporales, Fomitopsidaceae. Bases 117 to 413 code for a protein of 98 amino acids. The record is from RefSeq and is a predicted model, not a curated record. The transcript is spliced from 3 exons.